Zasmidium cellare ATCC 36951 is the source of this 405-nucleotide messenger RNA. RefSeq lists its product as uncharacterized. The record is from RefSeq and is a predicted model, not a curated record. NCBI's taxonomy places the organism in Eukaryota, Fungi, Ascomycota, Dothideomycetes, Mycosphaerellales, Mycosphaerellaceae. Gene Ontology annotation, molecular function: deaminase activity. The transcript has 2 exons. Bases 1 to 405 code for a protein of 134 amino acids. Gene Ontology annotation, cellular component: cytosol.
AUGUCAUCCCAGCACUACAUCAACGAAAAAGGCGCCGGCGAGAAGCACAGCGAUCUAGGCCACUACUCCCAAGCAGUCAUCCUCGGCAACAUCGUCAAAUGCUCCGGCCAAGGCGGCUGGGACAACGAAGGCAACCUAUCGCAAUACGACUCUCGCGCACAGAUCGACAACGCCUUCGACAACGUGGACCGAGUCCUGCAAGCCGCCGGCUUGAGAGGCUGGGAAGAUGUCUACUGCCUGAGGAGCUACCAGGUUGAUAUUGGGGUGCAUUGGGAGUAUUUGGUUGAGAAGCUCAGGAAGCGGAUUCCGGGGCAUAGGCCUAUUUGGACGGCGUUGAGUGUGCCGAGAUUGGCGUUUGAGGCUAUGACUGUUGAGCUUGAAGUUGAGGCUAUUCGGCAGGAAUGA